AUGAUCGACAUCUCUCGCGUCAUCGCAGGACCAACCAUCGCAAAGAUGGCAGCAUUACUGGGAGCCACAGUGAUUAGAAAAUCCUGUUCCAGUCAGCCAGACAUGGGAAGCCUAUUGGUUGACGAGAAUCUGGAGAAGAGGGAUGUCACACUUGACCUAAAAUCCGUGGAAGGCAAGAAAACUCUCAGAGACCUGCUCGCCGUUGCAGACGUUUUUCUUGAUGUUUACCGCCCCGUGGCGAUGGAGAGCCUUGGAUUUGGUCCCGAGUACGUCCAAGGACUGGCUAAAAAAAGAGGGAAGGGAAUUGUCUACGUCCGUGAGAAUUGUUGCGGUGGAAAAGGCCCUUCGCAAACUGCAGCGGCUGGCAGCAAAUAA
Molecule: messenger RNA, 375 nt
Organism: Penicillium odoratum
Lineage: Eukaryota; Fungi; Ascomycota; Eurotiomycetes; Eurotiales; Aspergillaceae
Product: CAIB/BAIF family enzyme
Exons: 1
Coding region: 1-375 (124 amino acids)
Molecular function (GO): catalytic activity
Source: RefSeq, a predicted model, not a curated record